AUGACGGGCUUUAGCAAUAAGGCCAUAGUAAUCGAUGGCCGCGGCCAUCUCCUCGGCCGCCUGGCCGCAGUGAUUGCUAAAGUUUUAUUAGAGGGCAACAAAGUUGUGGUCGUGCGAUGUGAGCAGAUCAACAUAUCUGGUAACUUCUUCAGGAACAAAUUGAAGUUCAUGUCAUUCUUGCGGAAGAGGUGCAAUGUGAACCCUGCCCGUGGACCAUUCCACUUCAGAGCACCCUCCAAGAUUUUGUGGAAGACUGUCAGAGGCAUGAUCCCACACAAGACAGAGCGCGGAAAGAGCGCACUCAGGAGACUGCGUGCGUAUGACGGUUGUCCGCCGCCCUACGACAGUCGUCGCCGCGUUGUCGUCCCAGCUGCCCUCCGCGUCUUCUGUCUGAAGCCUGGUCGUAAGUAUUGUCACGUCGGCCGUUUGUCCCACGAGGUCGGAUGGAAGUACCGUGAUGUGGUCCGCAAGCUGGAGGACAAGAGAAAGGUGAAAUCCAUCAAACGAGUUGCUUUCGAGAAGAAGCUCAAGAAAAUCACCAAGGAAUCCGGCGAGAAAGUUGCAAAGGCGACUGCGCCGUUUACACAAGUCAUCCAAUCCUAUGGAUACAAUUAG
Messenger RNA from Arctia plantaginis, 615 nucleotides. NCBI's taxonomy places the organism in Eukaryota, Metazoa, Arthropoda, Insecta, Lepidoptera, Erebidae. The record is from the annotation of a GenBank genome assembly.